GAUAGAUUCGGAUUUGGACCUUAACAGCAGAUCAUCUUGCCUUCUUUCACCACAGUGCAAUAGACCUAGGCCGGGACUUGGACAUGGACCAGAUCCAAGCCUCAACCCAGGACAGGGAUUCGAUCCUGAGUCUAAUUUUGAUUCCCGGAUCUCCUUGCAACCAUAUGGCUGUUGUUGCUCCUCGCCUAGUCAGCUGGCGCCAGCACGUGUUGGGAAGUCUAGUUUGUCAUUAACAGGACAAAUAUCAGCGCCCCAUCCACAUAGCCUGCAGGUUUUAGAAGGAGGGUCUUUUCAGACUAGUUUGGAUACGAAUAAAUCUACUAGAUGCAUCUCGCCUGCCUCUGCGCGGCUUGGGGGAUACACUCAACUGCGCCGAGUGACCUUGCCUCUCUCAUUAUCCCAGCACCAAUAUCAAUCUCAGCACGCACCCAGUUUCGCUGUGAUUAGUGAUCACUCUUCCCCUGCACAGCCCUCUUCUCCAUCCGCACUCACCAAUCCUAUUCCUUCGCAAGCGACACUUCCACAAUCACAUCUUCUUACGCGUGCAAUUGCAGCACCUCCACUAGAGACGAGUGCAAUUGCUGCUACUACUGUUUCAGUUGCACUGUUUCCUGAGCAUAUCAAUCCCCCAGAUCCUAGCUUUUGUAAGUAUGCUGUUCUCCCUGGUAUCCGAUCAGCCAGAGGCAAUCGGGCAUCUCUCUUUGAAGAACAAAAGCCAGAUGAGUCUCUUGAUGAUCUGGUUUCUGUUAGCUUUUACGCUUCUUCAGAGCGGAAAGAGACGCUGGUUCAAAUACCAGAGAGUCAUGAAAAAGGUGAGAGCGCAAAGCAGCCUUUAACGGCAAUAGCAGCAAAAAAGGAGUUAUUUACCAAAUGCAAACAAACUAUGGAGACAGAUCCCAAG
This is a messenger RNA of Protopolystoma xenopodis, 901 nucleotides long. The record is from the annotation of a GenBank genome assembly. NCBI's taxonomy places the organism in Eukaryota, Metazoa, Platyhelminthes, Monogenea, Polystomatidea, Polystomatidae.